Erinaceus europaeus (western European hedgehog) is the source of this 3019-nucleotide messenger RNA. It is a transcript of the gene QNG1, whose product is annotated as Q-nucleotide N-glycosylase 1. The transcript is spliced from 4 exons. Bases 269 to 1294 code for a protein of 341 amino acids. The record is from RefSeq and is a predicted model, not a curated record. Lineage: Eukaryota; Metazoa; Chordata; Mammalia; Eulipotyphla; Erinaceidae.
GCGCCCGGUCUCACAGUGGGCGGGGCCACCGUCCCGGAAGUGCCGGGGGCUCUAGCGGGGUCGUCAUCUCAGUGCAGGAGCGCCGGGCAGGGGCGUGGCCGGGGCGCUGUCGGGCCCCGGGUUCUCAGUGCGGGUGAUAAAGGCACCCGAAGUAGGGGGGGGGGGGGGACGCCGCACCCCACGGGGCCUUUGAGCCUUGUCCAUCCCAGGGGCAGAGUCCGCGCGCGGGGUUGAAGCGGCGUCUCCCGGUUCCUCAGAGCCAGGCGGGAUGGGCGAGCUCCUGACUCCCCGGGAGACUGCCCGCUUCGUGGCCGCAAACAGCCGGGACGUGCGCGUGGACGGCGCGGGCGUGCGCGGCGUGGCGGAGCUGCUGCUCGCCAGGGCGUCGGGGCCCGAGCUGUGCGUGGACGGCUGGAAGACCCUGCACGAGCUCAAUCCCCGGGCGGCCGACGAGGCCGCGGUCAACUGGGUGUUCCUGACCGACACGCUCAACUUCUCCUUCUGGGCGGACGACGCCGAGCGCAAGUGUGUGGUGGGCUACAGGGGGACUCCGUACAGCGGGUACUGGGCCCUGUGCGCCGCGGUCAACCGGGCCCUGGACGAAGGGAUACCAGUGACUAGUGCAUCUUAUUAUGCCACUGUGACUCUGGAGCAGGUUCGGCAUAUACUCCGUUCUGAUACAGAUGUUCCCAUGCCCAUGAUGGAAGAGAGGCAUCGGAUUCUCAAUGAAACUGGGAAAAUUCUGCUUGAGAAGUUUGAUGGAUCAUUUCUUAACUGUGUUCGAAAAAGUGAAAAAAGUGCACAGAAGUUAAUGAACCUGGUAGUUGAGAAUUUUCCCUCUUACAGAGAUCUGACUCAGUUUGAGGGGAAAAGAAUUUCUUUUUACAAACGGGCCCAAAUCCUCGUGGCAGAUACGUGGAGUGUACUAGAAGGAAAAGGAGAUGGCUGCUUUAAGGACAUCUCCAGUAUCACCAUGUUUGCUGAUUAUAGAUUACCUCAGGUUCUUGUUCACUUGGGAGCGCUGAAAUACUCUGAUGAACUACUAGAGAAGCUUCGAAAAGGAGAAAUGCUCUCCUAUGGAAGUAAGGAAGAGGUGGAGAUCAGAGGGUGCUCAGUUUGGUGUGUUGAGCUGAUCAGGGAUUGUCUUUUGGAGCUUAUUGGAAAAAAUGGUGAAAAAACAAGUGGAGAGAUCACUUCCAUUCUUUUGGAUUAUUUCUUAUGGGACUAUGCCCGUGAUCACAGGGAAGAUAUGAAAGAAAUUCCGUUUCAUCGCACACGUUGCAUAUAUUAUUAAUGCAAAGUGUAAACCAACUCAAAGAAGACCCUUUUCAUUUUGUUUAUUUUAUUUUUUGUUACCACCGAGGUUAUUGCUAGGGCUUGCACUACAAAUUCACCAAUCCCAGUGACCAUUUUUUCCUCUCAAAUUUUUAUUAGAUAGGACAGAAAGAAAUUGAGAGAGGUCAGGUAGAUAGAGACAGGGAGAGAAAGAUAAGACACCUUCAGACCUGCUUCGAUGCUUGUGAAGUGGACCCCCUCCCUGUAGGUGGAGAAGGGCCCUUUAACCAGGGUCCUUACACUUGGUAAUAUGUGGGCUUAAUUGGGUGUGCCACCGCCCAGGCCACACCAUCUUUGUGUUUUAUACCACAUAAUCAUGUGCAGUUUUUCUUUGAUAGUAGCAGAAAGUAGUAGAGGUUACAGAAACAAGAAAAUUAAGUUACCUAGUCAUCUGCAUUUUUUUUUAUUUGUCUGUCUUGCUACUGCUUGCUUAGUUUUAACUAAAUAUUCAAGGAACACAGAAUUAGCAGAAAUAGUUAAGGAACUCCUAAUGCUUUCUGUAGUCCUCAGGGUUUUAUUUUUUAUUUUUUUUUACAUUUAUUUAUUUUCCCUUUUGUUACCCUUGUUGUUUAUCGUUGUUGUUGUUAUUGCUGUCGUUGUUGGAUAGGACAGAGAGAAAUGGAGAGAAGAGGGGAAGACAGAGAGGGGGUAAGAAAGAUAGACACCGGCAGACUUGCUUCACCGCCUGUGAAGCGACUCCCCUGCAGGUGGGGAGCCAGGGGCUCAAACCAGGAUCCUUAUGCCGGUCCUUGCGCUUUGCCCCACCUGCGCUUAACCGGCUGAGCUACGCCCGACUUCCAGUCCUCAGGUUUUUAAAAAUUUUAUGCCUUAUAAUAUAAUUAAUCUUCUGUGAUGGUAUUUUAACCAAUCAAUUGGUAUCUUAAGGUGUAGAAAUUUUUCUUAUACCUAAUAAUUUGAUAUAAAAGAGAUAGGGCCUAUGCUAUUGCUUUUGUAAAAAUCAAUCUUUUUUUUUUUUAUUGUUGUUGUAGUUAUUAUUGUCGUUCUUGGAUAGGACAGAGAGAAAUGGAGAAAGGAGGGGAAAACAGAGAGGAGGAGAGAAAGAAAGACACCUGCAGACCUGCUUCACCGCUUGUGAAGGGACUCCCCUGCAGGUGGGGAGCCGGGGGCUUGAACCGGGAUCCUUACGCCCAUUGCUGGCUUUGCGUGCCACGUGCGCUGUAAAAAUCAAUCUUGACACCUUAUUUUAAACUUACUGAUAAUGGGGGCCAGGUGGUAGUGCACCUUGUUGACUGCACAUGUUACACAAUGCACAAGCCAGGGUUUGAGUCCCCAGUCCCCUCCUGCAAGGGGAAAGCUUUGCAAGUGUUGAAGCAGUGUUGCAGGUGUCUCUCUGUUUCUCUCCCUAUCACCCUCUUCCCUCUUAAUUUCUGUCUAUCCUGUUAAUAAAUAAAGAUAAUAAAAAAAACUUAUAUUGAGUGGUCCAGGAGGUGACGCAGUGGACUCUCAAGCAUGAGGUCCUGAGUUCAAUCCCUGGCAGCACAUGUACCAGAGUGAUGUCUGGUUCUUUCUCUCCUCCUAUCUUUCUCAUGAAUAAAUAAAUAGAAUCUUUUUAAAAAAAUCUUAUAUUGAUAGUGAAUUUUGUGCACAAUGUUUUCAAUCUGUAAUAUAAUUUUUUAGGGUGAUUGAAUUAGAAUGCAAUAAAGAUUUUAAAAACCUUUCUUAA